Aspergillus calidoustus is the source of this 2517-nucleotide messenger RNA. Lineage: Eukaryota; Fungi; Ascomycota; Eurotiomycetes; Eurotiales; Aspergillaceae. The record is from the annotation of a GenBank genome assembly.
AUGUUGGCACACUGGUGGAUAACGGCAUGGUGGAUAACGGCAUGUUCGUUUCCUUGGGCAGUUUGUGCGUCAGCCUGGAGCCAGCGAACAGGAAGUGAUGACCGGCAACCGAUAUGUCUCGCCCGAGACUGGAGAGAGGUCGAAGCUGGGUUUAUCCAAAGGCCAAUCUGUGUUGAAACACGGUGGGACAGGAAGACAACCGGUAAUCCGACAUCGUACACCCAAAAGACUACUACCGAGCUGAGCUCAGUCACCGUCUCGGCAGAGAACGCUCAACCAUCACCACCGGGCCGCGAAGCAGACCAGGAGCUCGACACCGAUUCCCCGCUCGACAAUGCGAAUUUUCUCUCAUUUGAGGACUGGAAGAAGCAAAAUCUGGCCAAGGCAGGUCAGUCGGCGGAGAAUGUUGGUGGACAUCGGCGGGCUGGGGCCGCGGGAAAAGACCGCCGUCGGCCAACGGGGAUCAACAAUGCUCUUGAUUCCCUUGGUGACGAUGGCGAGAUUGAGCUUGACUUUGGCGGCUUUGGAGCCGAUGCGGCGGAAGCGACGAGGCCUACUCCCGCCUGGGGCGCACAUGUUGUUUCGGACGGAGCAGAUGCGGCGCAAAGCCUGGAUGCGGGCCGUGAGGGUGCUGUCGAUGCAGCUGGGCAAGUAGUGCCUCAUUCGGGUGGGCCGCGCUCGAAGGAUGCUGGGACGACCUGCAAAGAGCGCUUCAACUACGCGUCUUUCGAUUGCGCCGCAACGGUGCUCAAGACAAACCCUCAAGCGAAGGGGUCAUCGUCUGUUCUGAUCGAGAAUAAAGACAGCUACAUGUUGAACGAGUGUCGCGCGGAGAAUAAGUUCCUAAUUCUUGAGCUUUGCGAUGACAUUCUGGUCGACACGGUCGUCUUGGCCAAUUAUGAGUUCUUCAGCUCGAUAUUUCAUACUUUCCGAGUUAGUGUUUCGGAUCGUUAUCCAGCAAAACCGGACCAGUGGAAGGAGUUAGGCGUUUUUGAGGCGCGGAACACUCGCGAGGUGCAGGCUUUCGCGGUCACGAAUCCCCUCAUUUGGGCUAGAUACCUACGGAUUGAGUUUUUGACGCACUACGGACACGAGUGGUUCUGCCCUAUUAGUUUGAUACGGGUCCACGGCACUACAAUGAUGGAAGAGUACAAACAUGAUGGGGAGGCGAACCGGGUAGAAGAGGAAAUAGCUGAAGAAGUACCGGGAUCAGCUUCAGAGGCCGAUCCCACCGCAAAGGCAGAAGGUACCCCACCGUCGGCGUCCCCACCCCCGCUUUAUGCAGGCAACGUUGAGGUGUCGUCUUUUGUUUCGGGAGCCUGUCCCAAUCUCGAGACAGCUGUUCAGUUGGUCCUUUUGGGUCUCUGGGAUUUCAACGUCUGCAGUACUUGGGAGGCCCCCUCGGGGCCUACCGCAUCUGGUGGAAGUGCUCCAGCACCCAACCAGGCUUCUCCCAAUAUGGGCACGCGUUCGACAGGCGAUACUCCUGCAGCCAAUGUUGCUUCUCCAGAGAUCGUGGAUACUAAAGCCCCGAUUCCCGAUCCCAACGCUCAGUCUUUAGCAGACUAUGCCUCUCCCGGAGCUACAUCCGACGUAGCUCCUCAGAAUGUGACCUCUGAAUCCGACACGCGAUCUUCUGGCGGUUCUAAAGAUGAGCAAGUCGCCGACUCUACACGAGCGACGACUACACAGCCACCUUCAGCGAACCCCACAACACAGGAGUCGUUCUUCAAGUCGGUCAACAAACGUCUUCAAAUGUUAGAGACUAACUCGAGCUUGUCUCUGCAGUAUAUUGAAGACCAAUCGCGUAUUCUACGGGAUGCAUUUAAUAAGGUCGAAAAACGGCAGCUGGCAAAAACGACGACGUUCCUGGAAAACCUCAAUGUGACGGUAGUCAGCGAGCUGAAGCAAUUUCGUGAACAAUACGAUCAAGCUUGGAGAAGCGUGGCACUGGAGUUUGAACACCAACGGAUCCAGUACCAUCAGGAGAUUCAGUCCAUAAACAACCAGCUGGGAGUACUUGCAGAUGAGCUGGUCUUCCAGAAGCGGGUAGCGGUGGUUCAGAGUAUUAUGGUGCUUAUUUGUUUUGCGCUUGUGCUCUUUACUCGUGGCACUGUUGGUGGCUACAUCGAAUUCCCUAGUGUACAGAACAUGGUCUCGCGGUCGUACAGCCUACGGUCUUCAUCCCCAACAUUCGGGUCUGCAAUGGAAAGUCCUGCGUCGCCACGAGCAGCCUCAUCCUACCGUCGCGCAGCCAGUCACCGACGGCAGAUAUCGGAGGACUCGCAGGGUGGAUCACUCAGCCCAACGAUUGCGUAUGCGCCGCCGACUCCAACGUCGGAUGAUUCGAGCUUACAGCAGGAGACACGGGGUCCUCCUCUGCCCUCGUCUGCUCCUCAGUUGCACAGAUCGAAUAGUAGCCCGGCGGAUCUAAAGGGGAAGAAUGAAGGAGAGGAUGAGGAAGGCUCUGAAGGGCUGGAAUCCGAGUCCUCGCAUUCCGACUCGGAGAGGUUGUGA